AUGGAGAAGUGCGAGCAGCUGCUGGAUCAGAUGAACCUCUUCUACCACGACUGGACCCAGGAGCAGGACCCACCGAAGCCCUCGUCCUUCAAGGAAGGACAGCUGUGCGUGGUCUUCUGGACGGAAAUGAAGCGUUGGUGUCGAGCCGCGGUGCAGUUCCUGAUCAGCGACUCGCUGGCGCCCAGAGUGGCCUGUUUCCUUGUGGACCACGGAGAGCAGCUCAUCAUCUCUCCAGAUCGGAUCCGAGUCCUGCUGGACCGGUUCACGGAGCCGCCGUUCCGCGUCAAGAAGUUCCAGCUGGCGGGAAUCAAACCCACCACCCUGCGAGUGACCGUCCUGGAGGAGGAGGAGGCCAGGCUGGUGCCGUCGGCUCGGUGGGACAGUUCAGCCACGCUGUACCUCCUCAACCUGCUGAAAGUGUCUACGCAGACCGAGGCGGUGUUUGUGGAGACGGAGGCGGACUGCACCUCCAUCCAGCUCUACCUGACCAUCAACCAGGAGAAGGUCUGUGUGAACGACGACCUGGUCUUGAAGAAGUUUGCCUUCAGGACGGGAUCCGCAGACUGUGGCGGUUCUCCGUUCAUGCUGUGCUUCAGCACCUUAACCCAGAGAGCCUCCGCCGCCUCCAACUGGCUGCCGAAACGGGUCCCAGCGCCGCCCGGCAGACACGGUGCGACGUCCUCGUCCGUCCCUUCAGACACUUCAGAUCUCGUCCUGUGUGACUGUCGCAUCAGAUCAGUGGAGGGAGAAAUUUCCACGCCUGUUUCCAUGGAUGUGAGGAAGAGGGGGAUUGUGGUGCACUCGGCCCUCGCAGUGGAACCCUGCAGCAGCCUGGACGACGCCCCUGUUACCGACACUCUCCGCUGGAUUCUGCAGAAGGAGCAGUACAUUUUGUCCCCCACUGAUUGCUGCAGCUGGCCGGCCGUGACUCGAGGAAUCAACACGCUCAUCAUCUCCCACAAUGCCAACCGGCCCAUCAGCUACCUGUACCCGCAGCUCACCCACAUCCUGCUGGGCUCCAUGUACACCACCUGCUCCGUCAGACCCGGGCCCAUAGCGGUGCUGCUGUGUCCGGGCUGGAGGAAGGUUCAGGCGGUGUACGAGCUGCUGCAGCAGAGCAGGGUGGGCCCGGUCCUGCGCCCCAUGGCUGUGCUGCUGGGCCUGGCCAAGGAGGAGGCCAACGCCGUCAAGAUCCCCAGAAACUGCCUGCUGGUGGUGACCACUCCCUUCAGUCUGGUGCGCCUGCUGUCCUGCCACUGCUUCCUGUUCAUGAGGAUAGCCCACCUGGUUCUGGACGAGGCCGACCGGCUCUUCAGCGUGGCUCCAGACCAGAUGUCCUGCAUCCUGCAGCAUUUCCAGAAGGUGAUCUCCAGUAAAGCUACGCCUUCCGGCAGCCAGCAGCUGGUGGCCGUGGCCAAAACCUGGACCAGCCCCAUGCGGGACCUGCUGGCCCGCCACAUGCCCCAGCCCUGCAUCGUCAUCGGCGUGCCCGAGGAAGCCGUACUCUACGGCAAUGUCCAGCAGGUCAGUCUGUUGACUCAGGACAGCUGUAAGCUCUCAAUCCUGCUGGCCUUGUUGGAGCUGAAUCCCGAAGCCGGGCAGAAGACUCUGGUUGUGUGCGGCUCCCAGCAGGAGGUUGACGAUGUCUUCAAGGCUUUGAGGAGCAGAUCGCUGUUCUGCCUGAAGACACACGAGGACGGUCCACAUGAAUUGCCGCAGUGGAGGGCGGACAUGGGCCCCGGGACACACCUCAUUCUGGUGACCACUGACCAGUGUCUGAAGCACCUGGACAUCAGCGACGCCAUGAGUGUCCUCCACUACAGCUUCCCGUCCUCUCCUGGACUGUUUGGAAGGAGGAUCCUCUGCAUGGCCCAGCACUUCCCCAACCUCGCACAAGCUCAGGUGGAGAGCCGAGCCGGCGCCACCCGGUCGGUGCUGCUGGUCACGGAGAAGAGCGCCCGCCACGUGACCGGGCUGGUGCGGUUCUUGGUCCGGAGCGGAGCCCCCGUGCCCCCCGAGCUGCUGGCCUUGGCUCGGGACGCCCAGGCGGCGCGGGAAGACGAGAAGGAGCGGCGUCCUCUGUGCAGCUACCUGAAGAGCCUCGGAGUCUGCAGAGACAGCCGUGUGUGUCCCGACCGCCACAGGCUUGCUCCCGGCCUGGACCAGCCUCAGCUCCCUGCUCCAGGAUUCAUCGAGGUGCUUCCUCUGUACGUCAAGACGGCCUCGGUCUUCCUGGGCCGGAUCGUCGGCGCGUCGGAGGAGGAUUUCCAGCGGCUGUCGUCUGAGAUGGCGUGCUACUACGCCGACAGGAAGCCGGGAGCGUCGGAGCUGCUGGAGGGAGGCCUGUACGCCGUGCAGGAGGACAAACUCUUCCACAGGGUGAAGGUCCUGCGCCUGUCGCCGCCGGCCGACCGCCUCUUCUUCACCGUGCCGGUGCGCUUCCUGGACGUGGGGAAGGAGGUGGAGGUCCGGUCCCACCAGCUCCUGCAGCUGCCGGAGCGCUUCCACUCUCUGCCCGCCCAGGCCGUGGAGAUGGUGGUGUGCGGGGUCCGACCCAUCGACGGCGAGACGGACUGGUGCCCCAAGGUGACCAUACAGAUCAGCCAGAAGAUCCGAGGUCUGCAGCAUCAGGCCAGAGCGGUGCUCCGCCUGGGGAACACGCUGUUCGUUGAUCACAUGAUCCGGGUCUCGAGACUCCCCGGGUUGAAGGCCUGCAUCAACGAGUACAGCGUUCGUUCUGAGAUCCUGAAGUCCAGUAUGGCAGAGAACAACCCGGACCACCUGGACCGGCUCAGGGCUCUGCUUGAGGCCGAGCCCUCGUCCCAGAAGUGGAACAGCUCCAGAUUUCGCACCUCAGACUGGCUGACCGUCAACAUCUCGCCCCGUAAGGAAGAAGUCCCUGCAGAUGCUGCCCAGAUCAGGACUGUGCACGUUUCCAGCUCUGCUGAAACCAACUGUGACGACUCAGACAGAAGGUUCCACCCUCUGAUCCACUGGUACCAGACGCCAGACUCUGUGAUCAUCAGAGUGAAGCUCAUCAACCCCACGGAGCAGAGCUGCUGCUUCCACGCCGACAGGGUGGUGUACAGCGGCAGCGUGGCCAGCCGCUCCUACAGAGCCGACCUGCAGCUCCAGCAGCUGGUCCAGGCGGAGCGCUGCAGCUGGGAGAUGAAGUCCGGAGAACCGGUCCUGAGGCUCGUCAAGCAGCAGCAGGAGUCCUGGGACCGGCUCGUCAGCAGCAAGAACAUCUUCGUGAGCUACGACCUGGAGCACGUGGAGGAGGAUGAAGACGGCGGUAGAGACGACUCCUCCUUCCCGGAGAAGAAAGCGGGGAGCUACUGGAACGUCAGUCUGGACGACUUCAGCUGCAGCUCCACUGACGGCGACAGCGACUGA
Salarias fasciatus (jewelled blenny) is the source of this 3396-nucleotide messenger RNA. RefSeq names its product putative ATP-dependent RNA helicase TDRD12. The transcript is spliced from 26 exons. Gene Ontology annotation, molecular function: nucleic acid binding; ATP binding. Gene Ontology annotation, biological process: germ-line stem cell division. NCBI's taxonomy places the organism in Eukaryota, Metazoa, Chordata, Actinopteri, Blenniiformes, Blenniidae. The coding region runs from base 1 to 3396 and encodes 1131 amino acids. The record is from RefSeq and is a predicted model, not a curated record.